AUGGAAGAGGCAGAGUAUGUGAUCGUCGGUGGCGGUACAGCAGCCCUAGUUGUUGCCUGCCGACUGUCGGAGAACCCAGAGACGCGCAUCAUGGUGCUGGAGCGCGGUAAAGAUGCAUCGAGUGAUGUUCACGUCCAGAAUCCACUGGAAUACGAGUCUCUGAUAGGCAGUGAGAUGGAUUGGAACCUCAAGGUAGCUCCGCAGGCCGGACUGAACGGUCGAGAAUUCAACCAGCCAGCGGGGAAGGGCCUGGGCGGGUCUUCGUUAAUCAAUGGUUGCAUCUUCCUGCCCCCAGCUGCAGCGGUUCUUAAUGCCUGGAAUUCGCUGGGCAAUCCGGGCUGGAACUGGGAAACGCUCGCGCCCUAUUUUCAACGGGCUUAUACUUUGCAUCCCAGGACCGGGGGGCCCCAGCAUAACAGAGCUGGCCCAAUCCAAGUGAGCUACCCAGUGUCUGCCGAGAGGGCUGAUAAAACCCUGCUCGACGCAUGGAAGCAAACAUUUGAGAAAUACGGCUAUGCUUACGCCGACGAAUUGGUGUCGGAAGGGGCAACGAUCGGUACGCGGCCAUAUACUGCGACCAUCGACCCGGUGUCCGGAUAUCGCAGCAGCGCAGCGAGCGGAUACGGCGCCGUUCUUGCGUCUCGUGCGAACGUGAGCAUCGUCACCGGUGCCACCGUAACACGUAUCCUAUUCGAGCCGUUUGCACCGAAUGGCAAUCCCGCUGCCACGGCAGUAGAGGUCCAGACCGAAGCCCGGGGGACCGUCCUCUUCAAACCCACUAAAGAGGUGAUUAUGGCCGCGGGCGUGGUCAACAACCCCAAGAUCCUCGAACUGUCGGGAAUUGGGGAUCAGGCUCGACUCCAGGAGCUCGGCAUUUCACCACUUGUCCACCUGCCCGGAGUAGGAGAGAACCUGACGAACCACGCCAUGAGUAUCCUGACGGCCCCGGUGAAAGCACAUGCGGACAUCCAGGAUAUUGCCCCAGGCAUGAAAGCCAACGCCCUCAUCCGCCUUGCGCCCGCGGACAUGCAAGAGAUUCUCGAUCGGGCCCGCGAGAGUCCAGACCACACGGCCAUUGCAGGGAUCCUUAACGACCCCAAUGAGGCGUCCGCCUGCGUACACUUCGCCAUCUACCCCGGCAAUCUCGCCGUUAUGGCCCUUUUCCCCUCCUUUCCUUUCUCCAGGGGCAACACCCAUAUCCAAUCAGCGGACCCAGCUAGCAGCCCCAAGAUUGACCCAAAAUACCUGACCAACCCGUCAGACCUCGAGUCCAUGGUCCGGCACGUUCAGCACUUGCAGGUAAUUCUCCACUCCGCCCGUCUCCAGCCCUUCGUCGAUGCGCCGCCGCCCCAGGACCGAGAGAUGCUCGUCCAGCUGGUGCGCGAGGCCAUGGUCAUCCCAACGGCCCAUCCAUGCGGUACCACCGCGAUGCUGCCCCGCGAAAAAGGUGGUGUCGUCGCGCCGGAUCUGAAGGUUUACGGCGUCAGCAAUGUUCGUGUGGUCGAUGCAAGCGUCUUCCCCGUCAUUCCGCAGGCGAAUCCCAUUAGCACCGUUUAUAUGGUGGCUGAACGGGCCGCAGAUUUGAUUCGAGCACCUUGA
Molecule: messenger RNA, 1599 nt
Organism: Aspergillus pseudonomiae
Lineage: Eukaryota; Fungi; Ascomycota; Eurotiomycetes; Eurotiales; Aspergillaceae
Product: GMC family oxidoreductase
Exons: 2
Coding region: 1-1599 (532 amino acids)
Molecular function (GO): flavin adenine dinucleotide binding; oxidoreductase activity, acting on CH-OH group of donors
Source: RefSeq, a predicted model, not a curated record